AUGGCCCAGAUGCGCGGUCCUCGGUUCGUGUCCAUGGCGCGCCGUAACCCAACCGCCAACCGCUGCUGCUAUGGUAGUAGCCUGCCCACCUGCCGUAGGUACAUGCGGCAGGACAGGCAGGACAGGCAGACAGACAGGCAUGCUGCUCUCCACGCUACCACGUCGAAGGUACAGUACUUUGGUGCGGCGAAGCUUGAUAAAGAGCCAAAGAAGGUAAGAGAAAGUUUGCAACCUCUUCGCCGAUCCAAUUCAUUCUAUUCUCUUCUUCUUCGUGUCUGUUCUGAUCUGUGGCUAUUCUUCUUCUCCACCAUCUCCAUCUCCUCCUCCUCCUCCUUCUUCUUGCUUUUCACCAAGUUGUUCUGCGACUAA
Plenodomus lingam JN3 is the source of this 369-nucleotide messenger RNA. The record is from RefSeq and is a predicted model, not a curated record. Lineage: Eukaryota; Fungi; Ascomycota; Dothideomycetes; Pleosporales; Leptosphaeriaceae.